GGAGGGUGAUGGGGGGAGGCCAUGACGUAGGGUGGGUGGACGGAAGUGGGGCAGGGUUGAGGGUUAUUUAAAGAAGGUGGGGGGCGAGCGAAGGGGUUGGAAGCUAGUAUUCCCUACCCUUGCUCUAUCUAGCUCUUCCUAGCGCAGCCACUGCAACCGCUCAGGAGCCUCCCUUCUCCCCUUCAUCUUUCCCGCUCCAACGCCAUGGAGCCGGACACGGCCACAGAGGCAGCCACCGUGGCAACCUCGGAUGCCAGAGCCACAAUCGUGGUCAUAGAGGAUGAGCAGCCCGGGCCGUCCACCUUUAAGGAGGAGGGAGCGGCUGCCGCCACCACGGAAGCCACCUCGGCCACUGAGAAGGGCGAGAAGAAGAAGGAGAAAACCACUUCUCCGUUUCAACUCAAACUUACUGCUAAAACGUCCAAAUCUGAAAAGGAAAUGGACCCAGAAUAUGAAGAGAAAAUGAAAGCAGAUCGAGCAAAGAGAUUUGAGUUUUUACUGAAGCAGACAGAACUUUUUGCACAUUUUAUUCAACCUUCAGCACAGAAGUCUCCAACAUCUCCUCUCACCAUGAAACUGGCGCGUCCUCGAGUAAAGAAAGAUGACAAGCAGAUCUUGGUUUCUGCUGGAGACAAUCGCCACAGGCGCACAGAACAAGAAGAAGAUGAAGAACUGCUGUCAGAGAGUAGGAAAACAUCAAAUGUGUGUGUUAGAUUUGAGGUUUCACCUUCCUAUGUGAAAGGUGGACCCCUGCGAGAUUAUCAGAUUCGAGGACUGAACUGGUUGAUUUCUUUGUAUGAAAAUGGAGUCAAUGGUAUUUUGGCUGACGAAAUGGGUCUUGGGAAGACUUUACAAACCAUUGCUUUGCUUGGUUAUCUGAAGCACUACAGAAACAUUCCUGGACCCCACAUGGUUUUAGUUCCAAAGUCUACGUUACACAACUGGAUGAAUGAAUUUAAACGAUGGGUUCCGUCUCUCCGUGUUAUUUGUUUUGUUGGAGACAAAGAAGUAAGAGCCGCUUUGAUCCGUGAUGAAAUGAUGCCAGGAGAGUGGGACGUGUGUGUGACUUCGUACGAGAUGGUAAUUAAAGAGAAAUCUGUGUUUAAAAAGUUUCAUUGGAGAUACUUAGUCAUUGACGAAGCUCACAGAAUAAAAAAUGAAAAAUCUAAGCUUUCAGAGAUUGUUCGUGAGUUCAAGUCCACUAAUCGCUUACUUCUAACUGGGACACCUUUGCAGAAUAACCUGCAUGAACUCUGGGCUUUACUUAACUUUUUAUUGCCGGAUGUCUUUAAUUCUGCAGAUGACUUUGAUUCUUGGUUUGACACUAAAAAUUGCCUUGGUGAUCAAAAACUUGUGGAAAGACUCCAUGCAGUUUUAAAACCAUUUUUGUUACGCCGUAUAAAAACUGAUGUAGAGAAGAGUCUGCCUCCUAAAAAGGAAAUAAAGAUUUACUUGGGACUGAGUAAAAUGCAACGAGAAUGGUAUACAAAAAUUCUGAUGAAAGAUAUCGAUAUUUUAAACUCUUCUGGCAAGAUGGACAAGAUGCGACUCUUGAAUAUUCUGAUGCAGCUCCGAAAAUGUUGCAACCAUCCUUAUCUAUUUGAUGGGGCAGAGCCUGGCCCACCUUAUACGACAGAUGAACACAUUGUCAGCAAUAGUGGUAAAAUGGUAGCUCUGGAUAAGCUAUUGGCGAGAAUUAAAGAACAGGGGUCAAGAGUUCUCAUUUUCAGCCAGAUGACUCGCCUGCUAGACAUUUUAGAGGAUUAUUGUAUGUGGCGUGGCUAUGAGUAUUGUCGACUAGAUGGACAAACCCCACAUGAAGAAAGAGAGGGAGCGAUAGAGGCCUUCAAUGCUCCUAAUAGCAGCAAAUUCAUCUUUAUGCUGAGUACAAGGGCUGGAGGUCUUGGAAUUAACUUGGCAAGUGCUGAUGUGGUUAUCCUAUAUGAUUCAGACUGGAAUCCACAGGUUGAUCUACAAGCUAUGGAUCGGGCACAUCGCAUCGGUCAGAAGAAGCCGGUACGAGUCUUCCGUCUCAUUACUGAAAACACAGUGGAAGAGAGGAUUGUAGAGAGAGCUGAGAUAAAACUGAGACUUGAUUCAAUUGUUAUACAGCAAGGAAGACUCAUUGACCAACAAUCUAACAAGCUGGCAAAAGAGGAAAUGUUGCAAAUGAUACGCCAUGGAGCCACCCAUGUUUUUGCCUGUAAAGAAAGUGAGCUGACAGAUGAAGAUAUUACAACUAUUCUGGAGAGAGGGGAAAAGAAGACUGCAGAGAUGAAUGAACGCAUGCAAAAAAUGGGAGAAGCAUCUCUAAGAACUUUUAGAAUGGACCUUGAACAAAGUUUGUACAAGUUUGAAGGAGAAGAUUAUAGAGAAAAACAGAAGCUUGGUAUGGUGGAGUGGAUUGAACCUCCUAAACGAGAACGCAAAGCCAACUAUGCAGUGGAUGCCUACUUUAGAGAGGCUUUGCGUGUCAGCGAGCCAAAGAUCCCCAAGGCUCCUCGACCUCCAAAACAGCCAAAUGUUCAGGAUUUUCAAUUUUUCCCAACACGUUUAUUUGAGCUCCUGGAAAAGGAAAUUCUUUAUUAUCGAAAGACUAUCGGUUAUAAGGUUCCAAGAAAUCCUGAGAGCCCCAAUCCAGCUAUCGCUCAAAGAGAAGAGCAAAAAAAGAUCGAUGGAGCUGAACCUCUUACACCACAGGAGACUGAAGAGAAGGACAAACUUCUUACACAAGGUUUCACAAACUGGACUAAGCGGGAUUUUAACCAGUUUAUUAAAGCAAAUGAGAAGUAUGGGAGAGAUGACAUUGAUAAUAUAGCUCGAGAGGUAGAGGGCAAAUCCCCUGAGGAGGUCAUGGAGUAUUCAGCUGUGUUUUGGGAACGCUGCAAUGAAUUACAGGACAUUGAGAAAAUUAUGGCUCAAAUUGAACGUGGAGAAGCAAGAAUUCAGCGAAGGAUCAGUAUUAAGAAAGCCCUGGAUGCCAAAAUUGCAAGAUACAAGGCUCCAUUUCAUCAGUUGCGUAUUCAGUAUGGAACCAGUAAAGGAAAGAACUAUACUGAGGAAGAGGACAGAUUCUUGAUCUGUAUGUUACACAAAAUGGGCUUUGACAGAGAAAAUGUGUAUGAAGAAUUAAGACAGUGUGUACGGAAUGCUCCCCAGUUUAGAUUUGACUGGUUCAUCAAGUCUAGAACUGCCAUGGAAUUCCAGAGACGCUGUAAUACUUUGAUUUCAUUGAUUGAAAAAGAAAAUAUGGAAAUUGAGGAAAGAGAGAGAGCAGAAAAGAAGAAAAGGGCCACUAAAACUCCAAUGGUAAAGUUUUCAGCAUUUUCCUAACUUUUAGGUAGAUUUCACUUUUUUUACACCUUUACAAAUGUUUAUACACUGUUUAAUGCCAUCGUGAUGUCUGUUACCACGCCGGGUUUUAUGAAAUGCUAAUUGGUUUUAGACAGAAGAAGAAUCACACCACAAAUAUACUCCCAUUUUGUUCGAAGAACAUGUGGUUAGGAACUCCCUUGUUACAAGACUCGGUAUUUAAGAACUCCCUCACAAAUCUAAGCAGAAGCAGAAGCAAACAAGAUCCUACGAAUUGAGACUAGGUCGCCGUGGGAGUAGGGAAUGUUUAUAGUUGAGAUGGGAUAGUGUGAGAUUCAAACUUGGAGUUCUGAGUCAAUCAAAUAAGUCAUUUGAUCUUUGUGGAACUGUGUGUGCAAAUGAGAACCCUGAGCAGACAAGAAAGCUCUUUUUUUUUGACAAAAAGUUAAGUGCUGGCUAAAAAUGUGAUUUUAAUCCUGUCUGGUUGCUGUGUAUAUCUAUGAUUCAAAAUGUUCUUUAGAAGAUCAUCCUGUUUGAGUGUGUUAAGUAGACCACCAUAUUUUCUCAAAUCUAAGAUGCUUUCUGUGGUGAGACACAGCAUUUUUUUUGUGCCACUGAGAGAUUUGAUGCCAAGUAUCAUCUGUUAUCAGUUGUAAGGUACAUCCUGAUGUCAGAGAUGCUCAAAGGGGAAAGAAAUGUGCACCAUAGAAGAUAUGAAAUAUGGUGCGUUAACAUCUAUCUUAAAUAAAAAAAUUCCCCAGAAAGUUUAAUAUUAAGUAGUUCUUUAAGAUAAGAGUACAUUUAUAAGCCAUGUGUAAGUAGAUACUUGAUGACUAUUUUUGAUGGAUAUUUUAUGUCUUUUCAUAAAAAGAAACACCUUUAAAGUUAUUUUACAUUGGGUUAUAUAGUUUGUUGAGCUAUAUAGAACAUUUACUGUGAGCGUAACACUGAAGUGAAUAUUCAUGUUAAAAAUUUUUUAAUGCAUUUACAUCCUAGAUUUAACAUUGUUGGGCCAUUUAAAAGUGUGCAUACUGGAGCAGAACAUUAAAUCUGUUUCCAUUUUAGUCACAGAAAAGAAAAGCAGAGUCAGCUACUGAGAACUCUGGAAAGAAGGAUGGCAAGAAGGUGAAAUCCUAAAGUCUAGAAAUAAAGUUUUAAAUGGGAAACUGCUAUUUUCUUGUUCCCAUCUUCAAAUGCUAAUUGCCAGUUCCAGUGUAUUCAUGGUACUCUAAGGAAAAAAAAUCUCUUUGGUUUUGAUUUCUUGUGUAUUUUAUAUAUUUCCCAAUACUUUCUAUCUGAAAUGUGUAGCUUUCUAUUUGAUGCAUUCUAGUAUUUUGUGUACUGUGUUUUGUGCAUUUCAUGUCUUCAUCAAAUCCCUCUCAGUCCUUGGUUUUUGGACGCUUGUGCUGAGGUUUUAGCUUUUAUAUGUUUUCUAUGCCGCUGCUUUGAAAGAGAACCUAGAUUCUAUAGCUGUAUUAUUGUUGUUUCAGACUUUAAAUUUAUAUGGCUGUGGAAAAAAUGAAUUAAAAUGAUUUGAGGAGAAAGACUUUUUCACUUCUUUGUUGCUUUCUUUUCUAUUGAGUCUGGGCUUGUAUGUGUUACUGCACACUGUGAUUAGCAUAAUAAUUGUUUCUUUGAGGUCAUCUAAAUAUUUUUUCCAAAAGAAAUAAAGGGUGAGAAAAGAAAAAAAUAUUAAAAAAGCCUAAUAUUUGAUACUGUGCUUGCUGUCAGUAUGCGUUACAUUUAAAUUAUUCUCUAAAUAUUCAAGUGGGAAAAUAUAAUAAAGAAAUGUCUAUAAGAAAUGUAAUUAUUUC
This is a messenger RNA of Myodes glareolus (Bank vole), 5126 nucleotides long. The record is from RefSeq and is a predicted model, not a curated record. NCBI's taxonomy places the organism in Eukaryota, Metazoa, Chordata, Mammalia, Rodentia, Cricetidae.